AUGGAUGAUUAUAGAGACUUGAAGUUGGUCCCAAACUGAAGCUUGACUCUUUCCCUCAUGAUAGAUGAUAAGUUUGCAACGUCAGGAAUAAAUUCCUUUAUGCCAUUUGUGCAAAAAAUCGACAAAUUGGACGCCUGCCUGGUGGGGACUAUAGGAUCUACGUCUCAUGGAGAUAAGUUAGCAACAAAAAGUAUUAGCAAGAAAAAACUUUUUCCCUAUAAAAAAAGAAUUUGGAUGUAGUGCAGGUGAAAAAUACCCGCAAACUCACGCUCCUGAAGCGUAGUUAAAAUGAAAUUUGUACGCAAGUCGGGGAGGGUGACUCGAAAGAUGAGAAGAAGGGAUGCUGCAGGAGUGAGAGAGAAGGCAAAAGAGGGGAUAACCCUUAGUGUUAGCACGAUAGGGGUGGAAUAAGCGCGGAUAAGAACGAACGACUCUGCCCUAAAGCGCACUGGACACCCGUGUCGCAACUAAAAUGUGACUCGAGGGUAGAAAACGGGGAACGUGUACCGUGCCGAAAUUUUCAUUAGUUUAGUAUAACACAUUUUGUGGUGCAUGAUGGUACACACAUUUCCAUCCGGUCAAUACAAAUUUUAAUUAUAAAAACCAAACAAACAAAAAAAUUCCUAAUCGUGACAGUGAAAAAUCGAAAAAACAAAAUAAAAAAAAACCGUGAAAAAUUAUUUCGAAAGUAUCCAAAAUAUAUACAUAUCAUUUUAUCGUAGUAAAAACAAAAAGAAAGGAAAAAUAUUUCUUUAUUUGCAUGUCGCGUGCUCCAAGUGUGGAUUAAAUGAAAUCUCGAUGCAAACACCAAUUAUUAAAUGCAGUCGACAAAUAUAGUUAAUCGAUUUUUAGUUUUUGACUGGUGUCAAUACAUUUGUCUUUUUUGAUAAAUAUUGUGAUUUGUGAUUUUUUUUCGUCUUUUGUGUGUCUCUUUUUUGAAGCGCCAAAGAAGAAAUUAAAAAGGUAGAAGAAAAGGGUGAAAAAGAAACGAGUUGAAGAAGCAAAAACGAAAUUAAGCAAAAUGAAGCUUGAUGUGGAUAGAGACAAAGCUCUAGAAUUAUUCGGAAAGUUCAUUAGAACAAAAAAUGUUAGCAGUCUUCAAGGUGAACAAAAAACUAGGGCCGGACAAGUUUGUCCUCCAGAAUCUAAGCAGAAACUACAGAAGUGCCUGACAACACUGGACCUGACAUCCCUUGGAGUGGGAUCUUGCGUAGGAACAGGAAUGUAUUUGGUCGCGGGAAUGGUAGCACGUACUGUGGCUGGGCCCGGGGUUGUGAUUUCGUUUGUCAUUGCGGCGGUGGCCUCAAUUUUUUCGGGAGCCUGUUACGCCGAAUUUGGUGUCAGAGUGCCUCACACAACUGGCAGCGCGUAUAUGUACAGCUAUGUGACAGUAGGAGAAUUAAUAGCGUUCAUUAUUGGAUGGAACAUGGUGCUUGAGUACCUUAUAGGUACGAGUGCGUGUGCCUGUGCGCUUAGCGCUUGUUUGGAUGCCUUGGCGAAUGGUGCCGUUUCGGGAGCCAUAAGCAACAGCGUUGGUACCAUUUUCGGACGACCGCCGGACUUUUUAGCGUUCGUUAUCACGUUGUUAAUGAUGCUGUUGAUGGCGGCAGGAGUUAAAAAAUCUCUCAUAUUUAACAAUGUGUUGAAUACUAUAAAUUUGGCCAUUUGGGUCUUCAUUAUGACUGCGGGUCUAUUUUACGUCGACUCCAGCAAUUGGACAGAGCACAAGGGCUUCCUCCCUUAUGGCUGGAGCGGGGUAUUUACUGGCGCUGCCACUUGUUUUUAUGCCUUUAUUGGAUUCGACAUAAUAGCCACAACCGGAGAAGAAGCAACGAAUCCAAAAAGAAGCAUUCCACUAGCUAUAGUAUCAUCAUUGAUCAUCAUACUCAUCGCGUACGUCACCAGUAGUAUGAUUUUAACAUUGAUUGUACCUUAUGAAGAGGUGGAUCAAGAUUCGGCAUUGGUGGAAAUGUUUGGCCACGUUGGUGCCAAUAAGUGCAAAUACAUUGUUGCUGUUGGCGCUCUUGCCGGAUUAACUGUUUCCAUGUUUGGAAGUAUGUUUCCAAUGCCUAGAAUAGUAUACGCUAUGGCUCAAGAUGGACUGAUUUUUCGAUCCUUGAGCCAAGUGUGGCCCGUGACAGGGACUCCUGCCUUAGCCACUCUUACUUCGGGAGUAUGCGCUGCUUUUGCAGCACUGUUAAUUAAAUUGGAAAUUUUGGUGGAGAUGAUGUCGAUUGGUACUUUGUUGGCCUACACUUUAGUGUCUACUUGCGUCCUGAUAUUACGAUAUCAACCUCACACCACAAAUUUGGUCGAACUGCUUCCGCAAAGUUUGCGAACGCCUUGUCGUACUCCAACAAAGGAAACUCAAGGCAAUGGUCAAGUUAAUUACGGGAAAGAGUUGAGACCGGAUCAACUUUCCACCGCCUUGAAUACAGUUCAGGUAUCUCAAUCGGAAGUCGUCGCAAGUAAUAAUGGCCAGCGUGUCAUGGUACGACGAGUUAGAAGAGCUAAUAGUUCAUCGCCUGAUUCAGAUGACACUUACGGCGGAGAGGAGGAUGAAAUUGGUUUGGGUAAAGAUGACCAAUAUUUGGUUAGUGAUCGUACUGAGAAUAAAUUUUAUGGAAGUGUUCAUGCUGCCACUGCAGCAGGUUCGAGUUGUGGUAGUGCACAUCAAUAUCCCGGAAAUACACCCAUUAUAGGGCCACCAUUAAAUUAUUUGCAACGCAAAUUACAGGACGUUCAAUACCUGUGUCCAGGCAUAUUCCCUUGGGUCGACAGGGGACCUGCCACCGAAGAAACGGGUCGAUAUGUCAUGAAGUUGGUCGGAAUAUUGUAUUUACUAAUUUUAAUUUUCGACCUGAUAAUAGUCUGUGGCAUGGGAAAUAUGGGAACGUUCACGACACUUUUGAUGUUUGGGUUUCUAUUCGGAAUCAUCGGUGUACUUUUAGUCAUUAGUAGAAAACCGCAAAAUAGACAUACCCUGAUGUUUAAGACCCCAGGAUUGCCAUUUGUGCCAGCCAUUGCUGUCACAGUGAACAUUUACCUUAUAUUCAAACUCAGCGUGUUGACACUAGUGAGGUUCACAGUUUGGAUGACACUUGGUUUUAUCAUGUACUUCUACUAUGGUAUUAAGCACAGUACGUUGGAAGAAGGUAACAAGACGGAUAAUAUGGAUGAUGGUGUUACUGAAAUUGCUGGUAAUAUUGAACUCACCGUCACUGAGCAUACAAAACCACAAUCAUCAUCGUCAUCAUAUCCAUCGCAAGAUCGUAAUAUUUAUGAGGGCCAACAACUUGAUGUUUUUGGUCAACCAGUAUUUGGUAGUACGAAUUUUGGGGGCACGCCUAAACACAAUGCAUCCCAAUCGCAAUCGCAAUCGAGAAAUUUAUUUAUUCCACAAGACAGUUUUCCCACUUGGGAUGAUUGAAGAUGCGAAACAUUCAACGCGCGAUUAAAAAAUCAAUUUCGAAAUUUUAGACGCAUAAUAUUUCAUUUUGAAAAUUGCAGAUCAAUCCCCGAAAUUCUUGAAAAUGCUUUCUUCAGAAUUUAAUUCCAUUCUUCCUCUUCUUCUUCCAGUGUUUUGAAAAUCUUUUUAUAUUUUAAAUAUUUUAUUUAAAAUUUUUACAAUCUACUAUUUACAUAAAGAUAAUUUUUAUGGAUUAAAUUUGUUUGGGGUAUUGUUCAUGACCCUAAAGUUUGCGUCGACGCUCGUGGACAAAAAAUAUUAUUUGAGGUUUUUAGAGAUAAAAAUAAGACAAUUUCACGUCGUUCGCACUUUUCUAACUUAAAAUUAAAACAAUUAAAAUUAAUUAAAUAAUUAUAAUUCUCAUUAAUUAUUAAAAAAAUAGUCGACGCUAACUUCAAGGAACUUUUUUUCUUUAACAAAAAUAUUAAAAUUGCGAUUCCAAUACUGAAAUUUCAAGAUUAAAUAGAAAAAAAUAUAUCUGUAGCAUAAGGGAGAAGAAAUAUUUUUUCUAAUUAAUAUUAAGACAAAAAAAAAUAUUCACAAAAGAAUAAUUUCUUUCUCUCUCUCUCUCAUCUGAAUCUGUUCAAAAAUAACAAAUUAUCAAAUAAAAUCGUUUGGAAUUUGAUUUUUUUUUUCUAAAUUAUUGUUACUAUUGUAACAAAUUUUGAUUUAGAGAAUAUUCAUAUCUGACAAUAUAUCGAAAAAUGAAAAAAAGGGAUCAAAUUUACCGCACAUAUCAUUUUUCUCUUUCGAGUAAAUCAACAAAUUUUAUCAGUUCUUUUAUUUUAGUGCAAAAUUGGUACUGAAAAAUAUGGACUAAUUGAAUUGCAAAAUUGAUAUUUAUAUUGAUAUAUUUAAUUAACGAGAAAAAUAAUUAACUAUUAAUUAAUAGCAAAUAAUCGCAAUUUUAAAA
Molecule: messenger RNA, 4382 nt
Organism: Leptopilina heterotoma
Lineage: Eukaryota; Metazoa; Arthropoda; Insecta; Hymenoptera; Figitidae
Product: cationic amino acid transporter 3
Exons: 14
Coding region: 1022-3430 (802 amino acids)
Biological process (GO): transmembrane transport; amino acid transport
Cellular component (GO): plasma membrane
Molecular function (GO): amino acid transmembrane transporter activity
Source: RefSeq, a predicted model, not a curated record